UGUGGGAGAUAUAAUGAUGGAGGAAAUGUAUUGCAUUCAACAUUUCAGCCAUGAUCAUAUUUUGUAUCUAGAUAGAUGGUGGUUUGACAUACAAAUGAGUUGCGGCUUAUGCAAUUGCUUAAUCCUCAAAUGCCAAAAGUAUUACUAUUGUUUUGGUUGUGACUAUCACAUCCACAAAAGAUGUGCUAAGUUGCCUCAAUACAUCAGCAACACCUUGCAUGAUACACACCCUCUCGCCCUCAUUAGCCAGAGAUCAUCAUUUGAUGAAAGCAUUAUUUGUUGCUUUUAUUGUGAGAAGCCCUUGGGAGAUGAAUAUGCUUACACUUGCAGUCUUUGCGCUUUCUACAUGCAUAUCACAUGUGGUUCUAUCCCAUUGCCCGCCAUAACAUGCGAUGGUGAUGAAGAUCAUGACAUUGUUCAAUUCUCUUGCCAUGAACAUCCAAUGAUGCUUGUCGAGCUUGGUGGUGGUAAAGAUGUUGGAGGUAAUAAUUGUUUUGCAUGUCAAUUACCAUGGUCCAGUCCAGCUUAUUCUUGCACAAGUCUUACAUGUACAAUUUUUCUCCAUAAAUCUUGUGCAUGCCUUCCACAAAAAAUUCAACAUCCUUUCCAUUCACACAAACCUCUUAAACUUCAAAUUAGUAAGCCUCAAACUUGUGAUGUUUGUUGCAAGAGAGAUUGUAAGCUCAAUUUUAGUUGUAUGGAAAUUGGAUGCAACUUUAAAUUGGGUACAGAAUGUGCGUGCCUUUGCACAACUGUAAAAUCUCAUAGCCACGACCACUCGCUUUCUUUAGUGGAAAAAGCAUCAUCUAAUAAUGUUCAAUGUGAUGCUUGUCUUGAGUCUUAUGAUGAUAAUGAUUCAGAUAUCCUUGCUAAUUAUGAAGUUCAACAAACUCAAUCCUUCCUUUUUCGCUGUAUGGAAUGUAGUUACAACCUUCAUUUUCUAUGUGGUCCAUUGCCAUAUACCAUUAAAUAUGAAUAUCACAUACAUUACUUGAUUCUUAUCGAUUCACUCAAGGAUGAGGAAUUCGAUAAAUAUUAUUGUGACACCUGCGAAGAAGAAAGGAAUCCAAAAUUUCGUGUUUACACCUGUGUGGAAUGCAAAUAUACAGCACAUAUACAUUGCAUGAUUCCUGAGAUCAUGCAGGCAAUAAAAGGAGGCACAAAUGAUGUUGAGCUUUUAGCGUUGGGAGAAAAUCGAUGGAAAUUGGGGGAAGAAAUGGACGACAUAGAAGAUCAUAAUCCAACAGAAAAACAGACCAUUGGGGACAUAAUUGAUACACUGACGGAAGAAGAAAAGCAGAAACUAAUUCAGCCAUUGGAUUUUAUUAGCAACAAAAGAUACUAUAAUUAUUAUAGAAACUUAAAUUCCAAAUUUGAUGAACUAGAAUCUAUUGAGAACUUCCAUAACUUUAAAGAAUUUUUUCAAUCUGACUAUGACUAUAGUAACUUUCGUAUGGAGGUUCUUUACUACACGGCUAUAGAAGGUCUGACAGUAGAUGAUCAAUAUUCAAGGCAAGAGGUUGUAGAAGUGGAUGGUAAAUAUUUGAUCCCCAAUACAUUGGUCCCUAUUUUCAAAACAUAUCUACUUAAGUAUGGAGAUGAUUGCAAUAGUAGUUCAGAAAGCACUGGAAUGAAGAGCGUGGCUGCAACGUUACUAUCUAUAGUAAUUGACAAAAUGUGUAAAUGUAAGGUUGAAGAUGCCACAAUGGAUUAUUUUAAGGAAUGGAUUUUCUACCUACGUGGCAUUGGAGAGAUUUCAGGGUUCAGAAUUAAUCAAUUCCUGCUUGUUUUGUUGGAUAAGUCCAUGGAUGCCUAUUUGGGUUAUAUGGCCAUUAGAUGUGAAAAACAAGUCCCAGAGAAGCUGGACAUGAAGAUUGCAACAUUGGAAGCUGAGCUGGAGAGGUACAAGAAGAUGCGUGACCAAAUCCCAGCAAUCAUGUCUCAAAAGUCAUCAAGUAUACAACACUUCAUGAGCCAAGCUUCUGAAUUGAAGCACAACACUGUUGGUGACGAGUGGUUCUGAUGUGUAAUCUCUCUUCAUGAUUUCUGUGCUUUUCUCUUAUAUUUGUUUUCUUCAUCCUUUUUUUUUAUUUUUUUUUAUAGUUAAUUGUUGUGACGCAAAAUAUAGAUUAAUAUAAUAAUAAUAAUAAUAAUACACUCGUUUUCUACAAUGGGUUUUCUCA
This is a messenger RNA of Humulus lupulus (European hop), 2183 nucleotides long. RefSeq lists its product as uncharacterized. The transcript has 2 exons. Bases 14 to 2023 code for a protein of 669 amino acids. Lineage: Eukaryota; Viridiplantae; Streptophyta; Magnoliopsida; Rosales; Cannabaceae. The record is from RefSeq and is a predicted model, not a curated record.